ACUCUAUCAAUUGCCACUCUGCAACAUACCGACGCCUUAUUGUAUUUGAAUGUUGACCUAAGAAAAUUCAAUUAACAAUCCCAACGCGCAAGUAAAUUAACCUAAUUGAAAUAUGGCCCCUAAGAAACGUACUGUAACCGAAGCAGCUUCGACGCCGGAGAUCAAUCGCAACUCUCGUCGCAGAUCCAACCGCAUCAGCCUCAGCAGUAAAAAAAGUACCUACUUCGAGGAUAAUAAUGACUCCGAUGAAGAGUUACCGCCUCGUAAAGCUGUUAAAGUUAGCGCCAAAGAGAGCUCUUCUAGACGAAGAAAAACCAAAGCCAACGUAGAGGAUGAGGAUGAUGAAUUACAGUAUAACGACGAUGAAAACACAUCCGAGGAUGAGGAUGAGGAUGGAGACGCCGCGUCUGAAGAGGACAACUCUGGAAGUGAAGCAAGUGUGCCAGUGAAACCAAAAAGGGGCCGCGGAAAACCUCCAAAACAACAGACUAAGACUACCGCGACUACGAAGAAGUCUAAUAAAAAAGCGCGGGUUCCGGAAAGACCGAAGACUGUAGAAAAGUCUCGGGGUUCGACGAAGACAAAAAAGGAGGCCGAUUCUGAAGAGGAUAGUGAUGAUGACGACGAUGACGAUGAGAAUCGUAUCACCUUCAUCCCAGCAAUCCAAUUAAGAGACACUGGUGGUGUGGACUAUGAGGAUAUUCGACUCCAUAAAAACACCUUCCUUUUCCUCAAAGAUCUUAAAGCCAACAAUCAGCGAAGCUGGCUUAAAAAAUACGAUGAAGAAUAUAGAAGGUCACUCAAAGACUGGGAGUCGUUCGUGGAGACCCUUACGACUAGGAUCACCGAGGCUGAUGAGACCAUUCCAUGGUUACCGAUCAAAGACGUCGUCUUCCGGAUAUACCGAGAUAUUCGGUUCAGUAAAGACCAGACACCAUAUAAGCCUCAUUACUCCGCAGCAUGGUCACGAACGGGUCGAAAAGGCCCAUACGCCUGCUAUUACGUACACGUCGAGCCCGGCCGGUGUCUGGUAGGCGGAGGCCUAUGGCACCCAGAGGCCGAUUCGUUAGCCCGAUUGCGCGCGAGCGUCGACGAGCGACCCCACCGUCUCAUUCGAGUUCUCAUGAACCCGGCGUUUCGCAAGACAUUCCUACCUAACGCGAAGGCCGGCAACGAGAAGUCCGUGGUAGCCGCGUUCGCGGCGCAUAACCAGACGGACGCGCUCAAGACAAAACCAAAGGGCUUCCACCCGGACCACAAGUAUAUCGAGCUUUUGAAGCUGCGCAACUACACCAUCACCAAGCAGCUCGACGAGUCGGACUUUCUCGCCGACGAUGCGCAGGACAAGGUGAUGGGCAUUAUCUCGGCCAUGGUUGAAUUUGUCACGUUUCUGAAUAGCGUCGUCAGGCCGGAUCCUGGCGCCGAUAGCGAUUCUGAUGAGUUAGGUGGCGGGACGGAAGAGCAUGAAGAUGGAGAAGAUGGAGAGGGUGAAGAAGAUGAAGAAUAGGGAAUAGGUAAUACUGUUUGUUUGCCUUGUGUCAGAUCCGGUGACGGCUAUAUUACGGGAACCUGAUAAAUACGGUUAACGGGUUGUGAAUAAUGUUUGUAUAAUACGAUAUGAUACUUUCUGCCGUCUUAUGCAGUAUCCAGAUGGAAGGUGCCCUAAUGUGUCUUACCUACAGCUUCUGCAGUUUCCCGUCGCAUUAGGUACAAGAGGAACCCGCAGUGGUAGUUGCAAUUUUUACACAUAGCGCCGCCCACUUGCCAUUUAGUCCAGACCCACGAUGUAGGAAGCCCUUGCCCUACGUGCAAACUUAGGUACCUACCUACCUACCUAACCCUCUGGCCUCACAUUUAAAAUCGGUAUCAUCUAAAG
Messenger RNA from Daldinia caldariorum, 1876 nucleotides. RefSeq lists its product as uncharacterized. Bases 113 to 1507 code for a protein of 464 amino acids. The transcript has 6 exons. Lineage: Eukaryota; Fungi; Ascomycota; Sordariomycetes; Xylariales; Hypoxylaceae. The record is from RefSeq and is a predicted model, not a curated record.